GGAGACAGAGAGGAGGGCGUAUGCCGGUGGCGCGGGCUGACAUUGAGAUCAGCUUAACGAGUGUGCUGCUGGGCUGGUAAGAGCGAUGCGAGAGCAAGGCUGGAGCUGAGUCUGCAAUAGAAACAAGACAUCCGUGCAUUUCAACUGAUUUAGUCGAGAAAGCAAGGCUCUGUAAGCGUUUAAAGUACAUCAUGUCGGUGCUUGCGCUGCAAGAGUAUGAAUUCGAGAGGCAGUUCAAUGAAGAUGAAGCCAUUCGAUGGAUGCAAGAGAACUGGAAAAAGUCUUUUCUGUUUGCUGCACUCUAUGCUGCGUGUAUACUUGGUGGGCGGCAUGUAAUGAAGCAAAGGGAGAAGUUUGAAUUGAGGAAACCUCUGGUAUUAUGGUCUUUAACGCUUGCAGUCUUCAGUAUAUUUGGUGCGGUCAGAACUGGAGGCUACAUGAUGCACAUAUUGAUGACUAAGGGCCUGAAGCAAUCCGUCUGCGAUCAGAGCUUCUAUAAUGGACCGGUCAGCAAGUUUUGGGCUUAUGCCUUUGUUCUCAGCAAGGCCCCUGAACUAGGAGACACACUGUUCAUUGUUCUGCGCAAGCAGAAGCUAAUCUUCCUGCACUGGUAUCACCACAUCACAGUAUUGCUGUAUUCCUGGUACUCCUACAAGGACAUGGUGGCCGGCGGUGGAUGGUUCAUGACCAUGAACUACCUGGUUCAUGCCGUCAUGUAUUCUUACUACGCUCUUAGGGCCUCCGGCUUCAAAAUCUCCCGCAAGUUUGCCAUGUUCAUCACUCUGACGCAGAUCACACAGAUGGUGAUGGGUUGCGUGGUCAACUACCUGGUGUAUUCGUGGAUGCAACAAGGCCAAGAGUGCCCGUCGCACGUGCAGAACAUUGUGUGGUCAUCCCUCAUGUACCUCAGCUACUUCGUACUCUUCUGUCAGUUCUUCUUUGAAGCCUACAUGACCAAAACCAAAUCCAAUGCAGUCAAGAAAAGCCAAUAAAGCAAGCUAAAGAUUAAUUUAUUUAAAUAGAUAAGUUGGGAAAGAACAGAAAAGUGGACCAAUGAGUGAGUCUUUACCGUUAGGGCUUUUAAACUCGCAUUCAAAGUGAAGACAAUGAGGGGCUACUUUCAAAGCUUGUGCAUACUGUACUACUAACGUAUAGAGGUAAACCUCCUCGCCACUAGGGGAGCUCUAUUGAGCCGCACUGAGAAAUCAUUAAGAUUAUGAUAUCAGUUCAACAAACAAAAAAAAUCAGUGUUUUUAUGUGAUGUUUAUGUGCCCAUUUCUCUGUUUUUAAAAAAGAUGUAUAGAUGAAAACGGAGGUAAAUAAUUUAAAACAGAAUUUAGGAGGAGAGGUCGAAAUGUAAUGAAGGAUAUUUUGAAGAAGAAAAAAAACAAUGAAUUACAAAUUCAGAGAUUAUUAAAUGGAUAAAUUGUAUGGUUAUGUUUGUCUAAACAUUAAAUGUUAAUGUUC
Molecule: messenger RNA, 1467 nt
Organism: Paramisgurnus dabryanus
Lineage: Eukaryota; Metazoa; Chordata; Actinopteri; Cypriniformes; Cobitidae
Gene: elovl6
Product: ELOVL fatty acid elongase 6
Biological process (GO): fatty acid elongation, monounsaturated fatty acid; sphingolipid biosynthetic process; very long-chain fatty acid biosynthetic process
Cellular component (GO): endoplasmic reticulum; endoplasmic reticulum membrane
Molecular function (GO): fatty acid elongase activity
Source: RefSeq, a predicted model, not a curated record